Messenger RNA from Tachysurus vachellii, 1547 nucleotides. It is a transcript of the gene rhbdd1, whose product is annotated as rhomboid domain containing 1. The transcript is spliced from 8 exons. The coding region runs from base 186 to 1166 and encodes 326 amino acids. The record is from RefSeq and is a predicted model, not a curated record. NCBI's taxonomy places the organism in Eukaryota, Metazoa, Chordata, Actinopteri, Siluriformes, Bagridae. Gene Ontology annotation, cellular component: membrane. Gene Ontology annotation, molecular function: serine-type endopeptidase activity.
CGGUUUGUUUACUUCCGGUAUGGCGCUGAUGAAAUGAAAUGAAAAGUCUCUGUGUAACAUGACGUGUAAAGUGGAUGUGACACGCUUUUGGGGUAUAAUAAGCGCUGUAAGAACCGUGUGAGCAGUUAUAACGGAUCAGACUGCUUUAAACUCUCAGUCGGUAAAAGCAGGACAAAGUUUACACGAUGAGAAACAGACAGCGAGGAUUUAACCUAGGCCUGCUCCUGCUGGCGUCUCAGGUGCUCCAGCUCGGCACAGACAACAUCCCUCCUGCUACACUGCUGACACUCGGCCUUAACGUCUACCUUUUCCUGUUUCCUGUUAAACCCAUCAUUCAGACGUGUGUCAGCAUACAGCAGGUGUUCUGGCGUGGAGACUGGCAUCGUCUCCUGUUGUCCCCUUUCCACCACGUCGACGACUGGCACCUUUACUUCAACAUGGUCUCCUUCCUCUGGAAGGGCGUCAAACUGGAGCGCAGGCUCGGCACCGCCUGGUUCGCCUACAUCCUGUCUGUCUUCUCUCUGCUUACCGGAUUGGUCUAUCUGCUCCUGGAGGCGGGGCUAACGGAGCUGAUGGAUGAUUGGUCCUUCAGUAUGCAGUGCGCUGUAGGGUUCUCGGGUGUUCUGUUUGGGCUGAAAGUUGUGAACAAUUAUUAUAACCCGGGUGGAGUCCAAUACAUCAUAGGCUUUCCUGUAUCCAAAAGAUACGCAUGCUGGGUGGAGCUAGUUCUCAUUCACAUCCUGAACCCAGGGACCUCCUUUGUUGGGCAUCUGUCUGGUAUUUUGGUGGGGCUUCUCUACACUACUGGCCCCCUCAGAACACUAAUGCAAACAUGUGCAGGUUUUGUUAGCGGUCAUGGAAACUACAGAAGAACUCGCACACACUACAACUCAUCAGGUUGUAGUGGAUAUAGAAUGCAGGACACUCCAAACAGCCCUCCUGACGAUGGUCAGGGUCUCCGUUACAGAGCCGGGCCAUCAGCACCUUCUCGGCACCCGUACACAGCCGGUCUGUCGGAGCAGGAGCAGAUCGAGGCAGCACUUAUUGCCAGCAUGCAAGACCAAAGACAGCGAGCUCACAGCAGACCACAGUAUGGGUUCAACACCAACUCUGAGCUCACCAUGGAGGAAAUACGUCAACGCAGACUUCAGAGAUUUAACACUUAAAAUAAACAAGCAAAGAGCUUUAAAAGAUAAAUGUCUACACAAGGCCUUUAUACAGACAUUAAGGGUUCCUCAGCACGGCUAACGCGUCUCUGGUGGACGCUAGCAGUUCUGUAUACAGUAUUGAAGCCUAUAUGAGUUUUCUUGCACUGAUUUUUAGCUUUAUACAGUUUUCAGUUGCACUUCCAGACCUUGUAACUGCAGAUCCUUUAAAAGAUGUCUGUCCUGAAACCUGGCUUUUAUUUUAUAAAUGUUGUUUAUACACAGUCAUAUAAGCCAUCGUGUAUUCAGUCAUGAUAAACAUCACGAGUCUUUGAAUUAAUCACACUGAAUAUGAAAGUUUAUUUUUGUAAAUAAAUCCUACAUUUUGGAUGCACCUUUUAA